Punica granatum (pomegranate) is the source of this 1427-nucleotide messenger RNA. The record is from RefSeq and is a predicted model, not a curated record. Lineage: Eukaryota; Viridiplantae; Streptophyta; Magnoliopsida; Myrtales; Lythraceae.
UCUUCUGGCUGGAUCAAAAAUGUCGGCAAACGGGAGCAAUGGUGACUCCAAGCUGUGCUCGGUGCAGGCUAGGGGCACCCCGACACCGGGAAUGGCCACAAUCCUUGCUCUCGGCAAGGCGUUCCCGAAGCAACUCGUCCUCCAGGAUCGCCUCGUGGAGGGAUUCAUUCGUGACACCAAGUGUGGCGAUCCUUCCAUCAAGGAGAAACUGGCCCACCUGUGUAAAAAGACAACUGUGCAGAGAAGGUACACAGUGAUGUCCAAGGAGAUCCUCGACAAGUACCCCGAACUGGCGACAGAAGGCUCCCCUACAAUCAAGCAGAGGCUCGAGAUAGCCAACCCAGCUGUCCUGGACAUGGCGGUGGAAGCUAGCCUUUCUUGCAUCAGCGAAUGGGGACGAAAGAUUGAGGACAUCACCCACCUCGUGUACGUCUCCUCCAGCGAACUGAGAUUGCCUGGGGGGGAUCUUCACUUAUCUGCCAAGCUAGGCCUGAAGAGCGAUGUCGGGCGUGUGAUGCUGUACUUCUUAGGUUGUUAUGGUGGCGUCACUGGCCUCAGGGUCGCCAAGGACAUUGCUGAGAACAACCCCGGGAGCCGUGUCCUCUUGACCACCUCGGAGACCACCAUACUAGGGUUCCGGCCCCCGAACAAUGAGCGACCCUAUGACCUUGUAGGCGCGGCACUCUUCGGGGAUGGUGCUGCAGCGGUGGUCAUUGGGGCCGAUCCUAUACCGGGCCUGGAGUCUCCUUUCAUGGAGAUGAACUGCGCGGUCCAGCAAUUCUUGCCCGGGACACAGAAUGUCAUCGAUGGCAAACUGUCCGAAGAGGGCAUUUAUUUUAAGCUCGGUAGGGACCUUCCAUUGAAAAUCGAGGCAAACAUUCAGGAUUUCUGCAAGAAGCUCGUGGAGAAGGGCAAGAUAACCACUGGCCGGCCAGAGUUCAAUGACCUGUUCUGGGCCGUGCACCCGGGAGGGCCCGCGAUCCUGAACAAGUUGGAGAACACAUUGGGGUUGACGAGUGAGAAGCUUGAGUGCAGUAGGAAGGCAUUGAUGGACUAUGGAAAUGUUAGUAGCAACACAAUCUUCUAUGUCAUGGAGAACAUGCGGGAGGAGCUUAAGGGCAAGACGGGAGAAGGUGAAGAGUGGGGACUAGCCCUGGCAUUCGGUCCCGGCAUCACAUUCGAAGGCAUCCUCAUGCGAAGCCUCUACUGAUGGAUACCGCAUUAGUCACUUAAUCCCGGGAUUCGCUUUAUAUUGUCACACUCAUAUAUAUAGUAGAUAUCCAUAAAAUUGGAAGAAAAGGAAGGGUCUCAUCGAUUUGCUACAAUCAAACCGAUGCAUAAGUUAUAUUUUGUUAUAUAUAAGCUUGAGACAAAAGGGGAAAAAAUGUGAAAAAUUGAUCAAAUAUAUAUGCUUUUGUUUUUCUUAA